UACAUAUCUCAUUCGAUCCCUCAGCUCUGCUCAAAUCAGCCUGUGGCUAGUUUUCUAUCCUUUGAAAAGUGUGGUUGAAAAAUGAAAAUGCCUCUCUAUACAAUAUUACCGUCACUGUUCAUUGUUUGUAUUCUCCUCACCAAAUGCGAAGCUGGCGAUGUGGAUGAUUACUUUGUGAAUGCCACUCUUGUGAAGAGCGAUCCUGGAGCACUUUGCUUGACGGGAAAGCCAGCUGCAUAUUACUUCGACCACGGAUUUGGCAGUGGAGUGCGCAAUUGGCUUGUGUAUCUUCAGGGGGGAGCGUGGUGCAACAAUGUUGAGUAUUGUGCCACCGCAUAUGCGCAGCUAAAAAAUCUUACUCUAGAUCCUAUUCCAUAUUCCUUUAAAGACAUAUUGAGCAACAAAAAAGAGGUUAAUCCAGAUUUCUUCAACUGGAAUAGAGUCGUGAUUCGAUACUGCGAUGGUUCUUCUUUCACAUCUGACUCUGAAAGAGUUUACGAGUACAAUGGCACCAAGCUCUACUUUAGAGGCCUACGGAUUUACAAAGCAGUGAUGCAAGAAUUGCUUCACAAACUGGAAAUGAGAACGGCAAAAAAUGCUCUCUUAGUAGGUGGUUCGGCGGGAGGAGUGGCAGUUUCCCUCCAUUGUGACGGAUUUCGUGAUCUUUUGCCCCACGCUACUAGAGUAAAAUGUUUUUCCGAUGCCGGUUAUUUUUUCCCUUCAAAAAAGUUUGCACGGGGAGAAAUCUUCACACAAACCUUUCAAGGAUUGAUGGCACAUGGAUCCAUUAAGGCCUUGCCCGAAGAAUGCACAUCAAGAAUGAGUCCGCAUCUGUGUUUCUUCCCGCAAAAUGUGGAACAACACAUCAAGACGCCUAUCUUCUUUUUGAUGUCUGCAUUUGAUACUGUGCAGGUAACAUGGACUUUUUCAGCAAAUAAUACGAUUAAAAAAUGUCUAACUUUGCUGAACUGCUCAGAUGACAUUAUUAAAGCAUUGCAAGAUCUAAGACUGGAAUUUCUCAGCGUGUUGCCAAAACUAAGCAAUGCAUCAUCAAGAGGGAUUUUGAUUACCUCCCCUACAACUCAUGAACAACUGUCCAAUUAUAGAUGGAACAGCGAUAUGGUUGUAGACGGGAGUGACCAGAAAAUCUCUAAACUAUUUGGAGACUGGUACUUUGAUCGAAAAAGCAUUCAAAUAAUCGACAAAUACCCGUGUCCGUAUAAUUGUUCCGUGAGCCAGAAUACAGCUAACGAUACGGGGCCUCAUACUAUCUUGUGCAAGACAUUGAUUGUAAUCGUCCUUUUAUUUAAUUGGAUGUUUAGCUUUUUAUUAUAGUAUUGAUGAUAGAAAUAAUUACGUAGUACAUAGAUAUAUGACAUAAAUAAAGAUGAUUUACAUAGUUAUUAGAAUAAUAUUCCCUCCAUCCCUAAUAAAACUUUCAAAUAGUUUUGGCACAAGUUUAAGAUAUUGGAUAUUGUGUGGUGGAGAGUUGUGCAGAGGAGAGAUAAAUGUUUAAGAAUUGUUGUGAACCACAAAUUCUUUACCAAAAAGGGAAAGUGAAAUUUUAAUUUAGACGGACGAAAAGGGAAAGUUAGAAGUUUAUUUAGGGGCGGAGGGAGUAAUAAAGCUAGUCAUAGUAAUUCAUGUUCAAUUUUUGAACUUAAGUUACCACAACACUACAUUUUAGUAAUUAAUAAUCAUAUUUAUGUAAAUAAGUUUUUUUUAGUAAUAUUAUGGUAAAAAACCUUAAUGAUAUACUCUAAUCAGUUGAUGUAG
Messenger RNA from Cuscuta epithymum, 1776 nucleotides. The record is from the annotation of a GenBank genome assembly. Lineage: Eukaryota; Viridiplantae; Streptophyta; Magnoliopsida; Solanales; Convolvulaceae.